Nilaparvata lugens (brown planthopper) is the source of this 11482-nucleotide messenger RNA. RefSeq names its product F-actin-monooxygenase Mical. The transcript has 31 exons. The record is from RefSeq and is a predicted model, not a curated record. The coding region runs from base 398 to 9154 and encodes 2918 amino acids. NCBI's taxonomy places the organism in Eukaryota, Metazoa, Arthropoda, Insecta, Hemiptera, Delphacidae. Gene Ontology annotation, molecular function: protein binding.
AAGAAUGAUAAAACCGAAAACAAGUAGUUUUCUUGCUCAACAGAGCUCGUGCAAGUUCUGAAAUUUACUAUAGUUUCCUUUUGUUCAAUCAGGCUUUGCCUUGUGUUUUCUGUUCUUGAUUCUCCAGCUCUCGUGUUUCGUCAGUGUGGUUCAGCAGCAGUUCAGUGUUGGGUUCGGUCAGAAUCAAAAUUAUUGUCGUGUUGUAGUAGUGGUGGUGUCUGUUGUGUUUUCUUCGGCCAUUAGAUUAUUUUAGGAGUGUUUGCUUUUACCUUUUGGAUUAGAGAUUUUCUCCAAGGAUCAUGUGGAUCCAGUGCUAAAAGUUCUCAACGACAGAAUGCCAUUAGACGGCCCUAGCAAGGCAUCGUUUUCGGCCGACCUCUGCAAUUUUAGGUAGAGGAUGGAUCAUUAUGGGGGCGGUGGCAAAAAGGUGGCGGUGUCGCCGGAGGUGGCUCUGGCCAACGAUGUGUUUGACCAGUUCUGUGCCGCCUCCACCUUCAAGUCCAUUCUCGGCCACCACCGCCACCUCUGCGAGCUGCUCCACAUCAAGCCCACCAACUUCCCCCACUUCUACCCCAAACUCAAGGCCAAACUACGAUCGUGGAAAGCUCAAGCACUGUGGAUCAAAUACGAUAAACGAGCCGCACAUAAAUGUUAUAAUAGAGGCAAAGCAUGUCCCAACACAAGGGUAAGCUUCAAUUUAAAGAAAUAUAUUUUCCAAAAAAAUGACAAAAUAAUAUUGAUAUACAAAUUUUCUGAUCAAAAAUCGAUGUUACAAUUUUGUAUGGCGAGUAUAAGGCAGCUGCAGUUCAUUCUUCUAAAGGUAGCUUUAAUUUUCGGUGUAGAAAUUCAUGAGAACCUGGGUUUCGAAUCUCUUCUUCCACCUUCUGAUGACCCAUCAGAUGAAAGAGGAUGGAGAGCGGUAGUUGAUCCUGCAGAUCACCCAGUCUCUCAGUAUGAGUUUGAUGUUUUAAUUGGUGCUGACGGAAAACGUAAUACGCUUGAAGGUUUUAAACGAAAAGAAUUUCGAGGUAAAUUAGCGAUCGCCAUUACGGCGAAUUUUAUUAAUCGAAAAACAGAGGCCGAAGCUCGAGUGGAGGAGAUCAGUGGAGUGGCGUUCAUUUUCAAUCAGAAAUUCUUCAAAGAGCUCUAUGCGGCCACUGGAAUCGACCUGGAGAACAUAGUCUACUAUAAGGAUGAAACGCACUACUUCGUCAUGACAGCUAAAAAGCACAGUCUUCUAGAUAAGGGUGUAAUCCUCAACGAUUAUGCAGACACGGCGCGCCUGCUGUCGGUGGAGAACAUAGACAAAGCGGCGCUGAUGGAGUACGCACGGGAGGCGGCCGACUUCUCGACGGGCUACAAGCUGCCGCAGCUGGAGUUCGCCGUGAACCACUACGGCCAGCCGGACGUGGCCAUGUUCGACUUCACGUCGAUGUUCGCCGCGGAGAACGCCAGUCGUGUGCUGGACAAGCACGGGCACCGGUUGCUGGUGACGCUGGUCGGAGACAGUCUGCUGGAGCCCUUCUGGCCGACCGGGUCGGGGUGUGCGAGGGGCUUCCUCAGCUCCAUGGACGCGUGUUGGGCGGCGCGUGGCUGGGGCAUGGGACACAAUCCGCUCGAUGUGCUCGCCGAACGCGAGUCUGUCUAUCGGAUACUGGGCCAGACAACACCAGAAAAUCUGCAUCGAGACUAUGCAGCCUACACGCUUGAUCCGCACACUCGAUAUCCGAAUUUGAAUUCUCGUCUCGUCCUACCAAUUCAUGUACGAGGUCUCUAUUCAUCCGAUAAUCCUGAAGCCAUCGAGCAAUGGUUGAAAUGCCCUCCUGCACUCGAAUUACCCAAAAAACGAAGAAGAAAAGAUUCGCAAGUGCACCCGGAUACGUUGCUGCACUGGCUGAAGAAGCAGGUGGCUCUGUACGAUGGGGUGCGCAUCGAGGACAUGACGUCAUCGUUCAAAGAUGGCCGCGCCCUGUGCGCUAUCAUCCACCGCUACCGACCCGACCUCAUCGACUUCCACUCUCUGCGGCCCACGGAUGCAGCUCGCAACAACCAACUGGCUUUCGACACGCUCGAACGCGAACUCGGCAUAUCGCCGGUGAUGACUGGAUUAGAGAUGGAACAAUGUGAAGUGCCUGAUAAAUUAGCUAUGCUAUCUUACUUGUCGCAGCUUUACGACACCUUCCGUGGUGAAAUUCCUCACAUUAAGCAUCCGAAAUUGGAGGAAGACGAAAUUCCGCCGAAAACGAAAGAAGAAGACACAACAGCGAAACUACGCAGCCUGACGCCGGCGCAACGCGUGUCGCUGCUGGGUCGUAUCGUGACGCCGUCAGCGUCGUCGCACCGCAAGCGUCACGCCGCAGUCACGCUGCCGCGUACGACCGACACGCCUGUAAACCGCCGCGCCCGCAAACGGCGCAGUGCCGCGUCCGACCGCGCCGACAAACCUACGCUACAGCAGGAGGAAGACGAAAUUCCGCCGAAAACGAAAGAAGAAGACACGACAGCGAAACUACGCAGCCUGACGCCGGCGCAACGCGUGUCGCUGCUGGGUCGUAUCGUGACGCCGUCAGCGUCGUCGCACCGCAAGCGUCACGCCGCAGUCACGCUGCCGCGUACGACCGACACGCCUGUUAACCGCCGCGCCCGCAAACGGCGCAGUGCCGCGUCUGACCGCGCCGACAAACCUACGCUACAGCAGGUUAAAGAAGACUACGAGGAGCGUCAGCAGGUGCGCGACGAGAUAGAGCGCAACCGCAAAGACCGAAUGAUGCGACGCAUGUACCUGCGUCACCUGGCCAACCAGCAGUUCGUGAAGAGCAUGCAGAUGCUGCAGUCGAACCGACGUGGCAGCGAGGACGCGACGCCUUUCGAAGACUACUCACUCUUUGUCUACCGGCAGACGGCACCCGACUUCAAGGACCGAGUCAAGGAGCUCGAACUCAAGAUGAAUCCCUUUCAGGCCGAGAGAGAAGCGAAAUUAUUGGCAGAAAUAAAACGCGGUGCUCCAGAUCAAGAUUUCUCUGGACGAAUAAAAAAUAUCGAGGCCAAACUGAAAGGAGGAGCAAUAUCUGAUAAGAAGCCAAAGGAUCUUCUUAGAGCAAUAGGUAAAAUUGAAAAGACUGAUUGGAAUGUAAGAGAAAUUGAAAAGAAAAUAGAAGAAAAUAAAAUGGGCCGUGGCCAUAAAUCUCGCCAAGAGAAAGUUCCGAAAUGGAGCCGUGAACAAUUUGAUGAAAAGUUUUCUGCUGUGGAGCGUAAACUGAGAGCGCGUUCGAACGAUGCAGGCAAUCAUAACAAGUACAGCGACAUCGAUAAAAACUUGAAACGCAUUGAACAGAAAAUUAGAGACGGAUCAGUGCUCGAACAGGGAAGGAAUAAGGUCACUGCAAUGGCGGCUCAGCUUGCCAUCAAAAACCAGCCCGAACAAGAGAAACCUCCUCUACAGAAAUCGAAUUCUAAAGCCGCUCUGGCACUUGUAGCUCAGGGAGGCUCUGAGAUGUGUCAUUUCUGCAAUAAGCGUGUUUAUCUGAUGGAACGUCUCAGUGCUGAGGGCCGAUUCUUCCAUAGAGGCUGUUUCCGUUGCGAAUAUUGUUCUACAACUCUACGACUUGGGAGCUACGCGUUUGAUAGAGAUGGGAAAUUCGGCAGCAAAUUCUUUUGCACUUACCAUUUCGGACUGCAAGGCACUCAAAUGAUGAGGGCUAGCAGGAAAAGUGAAGAGCACAGGAGAGCUCUUGGCAAAGAAAAUAAACCAAAGACUCCGGAAACACCAAAAAUUUCAAAGAGAGACGACGUGGAUCUGAAUAGAGGCGAAACGCCGGAACGAGUGGAGUUCGAAAAUCUGAGCGGUGGAGAGGAGCUGGGAGAAGGAGAGAGGGGCGGAGGCAGAGGAGUGAGUGAGAUGGACGAGGACGAAUGGACUGACCGCAACUUUGGUGCCUCAGCCGCUGAGGGGUCCAGCGAUGAACUGUCCGACCUCAGUGAGUCGGAGAACGAUGACGAUGAUGCAGAGGCAGACUUUGCUGAGGCGCUGACGGCGGAUGAGAAGUUUCGCCUGGAGGAGACGUUCCGGUUGGCUGAGAACUGGACACGCCGACAUCGGGGCGACGACUCUGAUGACUCACGGCGAAACUUCAGCUAUCAGGAAUUCGACAGUGAUGAUGAUGAUGAUUCAGACACUGCAACCGAGGGAGAAGAGGAUAUAAGAGCGAGAGAGAUGCGGAAGAAGGAGUUCGAACAUCACGCGCCAAAUAGUCCAGGCACCGAUUCCGGAUCGGACACUGAGGUGAAUAAAAACAAAACUGAUUUUCGGGGUAGUGGUGAUGGUGAUAGUGAUAAUAAUGAUAAUUCAGAAACGUUUACUCCUAGAUAUCAACUCAACGAAGUAGAUUCUCAAAUUAAAAAUGAUGGAUUAUUUUCUAAAAGUAAACAAGCAGAGAAAGUAGUCAGCCGAGGGAAGAAAAAUAUGGAAAAUGGGUCAAAGUGGAGGGAGGUUGAAAAUGGCAAUGAUUUCAAUAAUGGGAAAAAUCCAAUUACUGACUCAUUCGAGCACAGUAUUGACGUUUUAAAUCACAGGUUACAAAAUGAUAUGAUCAUUGGAACUAAAUCUGAGUUGAGUCCGGAAGCAGAUAAAAAAUAUCUUGAUAACAAAGUGAAAAGAGAUAGGUUCUUCAAUAAUGAAGAGUGUAGGAGUGAAGAAAAACAAAACAAUUUGAAAAAUACGAGGAUAUCUCCAGAUGAUACAGUCAUUGUCAAAUCUAAGGUUCCGGUACCUCCGGUGAGAUUGAAAUCUCCUCUGGCGAGAAAAAGCUCUAAUGAUCAGUCAGUUGCUGAUUGUGAAGUGGGUUCUAAACCAACUCCAAUAAGACCCGAGCGGCGACUUUCUAUUAAACGCCAACUCUCGAAUGGUUCACAAUCUGCUCUAGCCACUGAAAGAAUCGACAAAUGUGUGGAUGACGAACCCAAGUCUCAGCCACCGAAAGAUCCAAAGGAAGUCUCAGCAAAGCUCCAACGACAACUAACAACCAUUUUAAACGAUGAAAGCAAACUUGAAAAGCUCACUAACAACAAAAAAUUGCGUAACAAAAAAGAGUGUUCUGUUGCCUCAGAUGAAGAGUACUCAGAGUCGGUAAGUGAGGAAGAAGAUUCAGAAGAAGAGAUUGAAAUAGAAAACUCAGCAACCGAGAUAGAAACAGAUUCAGAGUUCGAGCACGAUGGAUCCAAGCAGGAUGUGAUUAUCGGAGACGUGCCAGCGAAGGACAUUGUGCAGGUGAAGAAAGGCAAGUUGGAGGAGCCGAUGAAAGUGAGAGUGACAACCAGGCCGGGAACAGUUGUGAACGGCAACGGCAGCAAGCAGCUGCAAAAGUCGCCAGACAUACAACUGCAGCUGCGACCUGUGGUGCCAGAGAAAGAGAACAAUAUCAUCAACAACAAUUUCAAUCACACUCCAACACCACUUGUCAAUCCACGGAAGGGCGACUACCUGCUUAACAGAACCCAGUCAACCGAAGGCAUAGCUUCGAAAAUUUCACUGGAACUCAAGAAACGCUACCUUUUGGGGCCCACCGAUUUGACCGGGUCGGUUCGCAAAUCUGGAUCAGCUUCUACUCUUGAUUCCAAACUGAAGAAUUUCGUCGACCAUAUAUCAGAGCAUCAGAAACUGUUGAAUCCAGCAGCAGAGAUUAGUCCAACCAUGCAAGCAUUUCUACAAGGCGCUGAUAAAUUGAAAACAUCGCCAACAAUCGGACAGACUACCCAGCUUUUCAAUAGUGUCAAAAAAGAAAAGGAGUUACCAAGGCUAGCAGAUUUUGGACAUGUUUGCAGUCUCAAAAAUAACAAAGAAGAAUCUUCUGUAGAUAUGAAAAAUAAUAUAAUUGAAGAAUCUAGUUCAAACAAUGUUGAAGAUGUUUCUGAGAAGGAGAAAAUUCUUAAUAGUUUGAACCAGAAAGAGAGCUUAGAAUCCCCGCAAAUUCUCAAUGAAGUUGAUAGUCGACCAAGAAGUCCUGUUCAUGAAACAUCGAUAGUUGUUCCAGACUUCCCAAGAAGAAGUGAGUCAAAGAAAAACCUGGAAGAGGAUGAGGAUAUGGAGAGCGAUUCACUAUCGUCAGAAAUGACCGGAAGUUCAAGUGAAGAAGAGGAGGAUGAUGAUGAAGAUGUAGAUGGGGAAGAAUUAGAUAAGAAGUCGAAAAGUCAAAGUGUGGUUCUUCCUCCUAAGGUUGAGAUACAUAAUUCGAGAGGAGAGCUGAUGGAUGAUGAUGGAGAGUUAGUGGAUCAGAAGGUGGAGAACGAUGCACAUGCAGCAGACAGUGUGAAUGUGCCCGACGUGGUGGCAGUGGCAGCUGAACUCGAUUACAACUCGGAGGAGUGUGAUCGGUCGAGGCAGAGUGACGCUCCAAUCGAUCUUGUGCCCAAAAUGAAUGUAGAUGGAGAAAGCAACAACACUUUCAACUCCAAAAUUAUCACGGUUCCUUCCUCGAUCAACAGCGAAGGACAGAUAUUGAAGCAAGUGUCAACUCCAGCUGAGCUGUUUGUGUCUGAUGAAGGCACAGGCGAGGACAAACUGAGCCGAAAAAGUAGUCCGUCAUCUCCCGUCUCUUUCCAGUGUGAUGACUCGAUGGCAGCCGCCCUCACCGAAACGGAACUCUCCGAUUGGGCGCGUGACGAAGACGGCGUCAUCUCCGAAACCAUAGACGACAUGGAACUCAACAUCAAUCCGCAAUCGCUGCAAUCGAUUACAUUCAGAAGAAACCAGCGACCUCGUAACAGGCGAACCGCCAGAGGCGUGGCGGCCAGAAUCGCCAGAACCGAAGACUUCGAUGAUGACUACACACAUGUCUGUGGCAAAGCCGAUCAUAAUAGAGUUCCUAUCCCUACCUCAACCCUAUUAACAAAUAUCGAUAAUAUUGAAUUCAUGGACACUGGUGGUGAGGAAGACGAGUCGAGUACUGAGGACUCGAAGAACCAGGCCAUCAAAAAUAGUGGCUACGUGCAGUUUGUUAAUUCUCCAGAUUAUGAGGACGAAUUAGCGACGCCCAUGGCUGAAGCACUUCCUCCGUUCAGCACGGCCAGUGACCUCGAGUCUUUCAAAGACAACAAUGAGGACGAGGAGAGCUCACGGCUGACAGAGGACUGCGCCACAACCAGCACCAGUGAAGUCACAACCAUCGUUGACAUGCCAGCUGACAUGCGAAAGAAUAUGGCUUUGAAUACGGCUGCCAAAAAUACGGAUGACAGCGAACCUAACAAUCUACUGUCACCUUGUAUCGAACCAACCUCAAGUACAACUUACGAGGAUUAUGUGAAAAGGCUUCAAGGUAGAAUAUCUCCUUUCAGCAAUGUUCGCGAUUCAAUUGAUAUUAGGAAAUCGCGGCGCAACAAUAGAAUUCUCGACAGCAAUAUUACAAUGUCGAAGCCCCACGAAGAAGCCAUCAUUGAAGACACAAAAACAUCGAACAGUACGUCUGUAUUCAAAUCACCAGAAUCUGCUAAACUAGAAGAGAUAUCUAGGGAACGAUCAAAGCAGAAAGAUCUCAUUCAUGAUAUGGUGAUGAACAAAUUGUUUGCUCAAGGCAAAAGCCCCCAAGAAAGAAGAACAAAGAGGAAUUCUCGAGGUUCAUCUAGUCCUUCAUCUGUUUGUCAAGGAUCUCAAGGCUCAAUAACAAGUGUACAAAAUGAACUCCGAUCAAUCGAAUCACUGUCACUUCCGGUGUGUCCGCAGGCUGUGAAUUUGAAUGUGAAUGUUCCAGCGUCAGUAGAGAGGCCCAAGUCUAUGGCUGCCUCCUCACCGGAGAAAUCUACACCCAAAUUCGACGAUAGUCUGGAACGAAGGCACAGCAUUCACCAAACAGUUCCUGCCAAAUGUUAUUAUCCAAGUGACAACGAUAAGACUCCUGUCAAUGACAACGAAACGUUCUUCACUCCAGUUACCUCGUUCAAAUCGUACAAGCCGAGAUCCCUUUCAGUUCACUGCUCAUUCAGAGUGCAACAACAACAGGAGCUGGAUAACACGUUCAAGUCGAAGCGUGACGUGAUGGAAACGCCCAAAUCGCAGCACACCGAAGCGUACUCGCUGCCCGAUCUUAGGAAGGCGCUGUUCGAUUCGGGGAACAUGCUGAAGACCCCCGUUCUGCCGAUGUCGAAGAGCGGUCUGCUGGACUCAGUGCGAGCGAGUGCCAGGCUCAAGGCCAAGAUGAAGACAGACCAGGAACUGGGUCUGAGUCCCGAGGAUCGCAUUCAGGCGCUGAAGGAGCGGAUUCGCCUGAUGUCGCGGACUGAGUCGACUGAAGCGCUCUCACUCUCGCCCGAGAACAGCAGUCCGAGUCCCACUUCUCCGGCCCUCGUUGACCAACCAACUUCGCUUGAUACUACUCCUCUCGCUAACACCAAGGACUCAACAUCUAGCAGGAAAAAAUCGAAAGACCGCGAUCGGAGGAAAAGCAUAAUUCAAGCUGUUUCUGAUUUCUUCCACAAAAAGUCGCCGUCCAGCGCCUCACCUGGCUCUCCCCCCACCACUUCUGGCAGCUCAAAUAAAUUUUCAAAAUUUAGAAUACAUAGGAAAGACAAAUCAAAGUCUGCUAAUAACUCGGAUUAUGAAGACUAUUGUGAUGGGAAGCAGACGUCACCGGUGAAAAGUCUGAGCGAAUCAGAAGCAAGGAGGAGACUGAUAGAUGAUCCUCCCCCCGUCCCACCACCACCGCUCAACUACUCCCUCCCCACAAAACAGUCAGAAGAGAGUUGCUCUGAAACGGAGGACACGACUCAUGCAGAGGACUCAGCGCGAAGCCAGAAGCCGGGCAGAAUGAGCAAGCGGAUGGCGAGGCAAGCUCAUUUGAGGAGGUUACGGAUGGCUCAAGAAAUCCAAAGGCAGCUUGAAGAAGUAGAAGUGAAGCAGAGAGAAUUGGAGACCCAAGGUGUUCAAAUCGAGAAGGCGAUUAGAGGAGAAACCAGUGGUUACAAGUUAAAUGGCGAAAAAACAGCAGAAGAAAUGGCAAAAGAGGCGCAAAUUCUGCAAGAAAUGCUUCAAAUAGUGCAGCGUAGGGAUGAGUUGCUUGCCCUGCUGGAGGAAGAACGUCACAGGUAUCAAGAGGAAGAUAAAGAUUUGGAGGCGCAGAUGCUGGAAAAAGGAUUACGGCUUACGUCUAUCACAAAUAGUAAAUAAAUAAUAAUGCAUACAUUUUGCAUUAUUAACUGUGUAUAAUAAAGCAUUUUAUACUUUUUAUAGAAACCUAUUACGCAUAAACUUUCAGCAGCUAAAUUCUCUGAUAUUGUUGUGGUAAUGUUUUCGUCUGCUCGGAUGAGUUAAUAAUUGACAUUUUAGAAGAUUACUCACCCUCUGAAAAAAUCUGUACUCUUCAUUAGUUCGAUAAGUAUCGAGUUGUCGUCCUUCUAGUCAAGAAAAUCUGUCAGAUUUAUGUUAUGAGAAUUUUUGUAAAUAGAUUUCAAAAAUUUCUAUUAUUUAUCGAUAGCUUGGAUGUCGGAAACCCCUUUUUGUUGAAUCUUGAAGUACGGUAAUGUAUUUCAUCUUCUAAAGCUGUAGCACAUAGUUGAAAAUCAUAGCAGUAUUUUGUAAGCACAUAAGAGUUUUAUUACUCAGACAGUAUAAUUAAUAGUAUUAGUUAUUAUAAAAUUACCGAAGCAUUGCAAAAAUUUACUCUCAUGCUAUUAAAAGUAUUCGAUUUUUUGAACCCCAGUUCAUUUGAGUACAGUAAUGAAAGUCUUAGAAAUGCAGUUCAGAAAGUAAUUAUUCAAAUCCAUAUUGUAAAAGUUAAAUUCUAUCAAGUAUCAAAUUUGUAGAAUGAGCAAAUAUGAAAUGCUCUGAAAUAUUUAAGUGGGCCUACAUAAUUAACAAUUUUAACAUUUAAUAUUUAUAUGAAUAAUCUUUUAGAAUAUUGAGUUUUUAUUUAUACUUCAUUACACUUAGGCUAGACAAUAUUCUAAUCUUGAAAAUGGCAAACUUAGCUAAACUUCAAAUUCUUGAAUACUGUACAUUCCUUUAGAUCGUCGUCUUAGUAAAAGUAGGAUUUUCUGUUUUUCAUAUUUUGUCCUCCUAGGCAUUGAUGAUUUGAAAAUUAAUGUGUUCAUGAUAUUUGGAGAUGCAUUUUGGAAUUAGUUGAGAAUACUGCACAAUUUUAUUUUUUCCCGGCUUAUACAGCAAUUAAUUCAAUAGUUCAAUGUUUAUCAGAAAUGUGCUGCUGGCACUGUUUAGUCACAAACUUUGAGUGCAGUUUAUAUGAGAGUAAACAUAUUUUCUCAAAUACUUCAGACUGAAAAAUCGGCUAAUCGUUGCCUUAUACUAGUGUUAUGCAAUGAAGAGGAAGAUUUUAGCAAUCGAUAUUGUUUAAAUAGAAACUUGUCUUACCGUAAUAGGUUAUUUCAAUGAAUAUAAUAAUAAUUAUCAAUAAAGACUUAAUGUUUGCAUCUGAUACUGUACAUCAUAUUUUAUUAAUUCAAUCAUUUUCAUGGGCAUCUCACAUUGUUCUCUAUUUAUAAUUACAUGUUUUUGAUAUUUCCUUUGUCAUUUUAGUAAUUUUUGACCAAACAUCAGUAUAAUUAUUAUUUAGUGUUCAUUGAAUGUUCUUAGGUUGAAGAAUAACUGUAUUAAGCUAUAGUAAUCGGUUUAGAAUGAAUUUUUUCAUUAGCGCAGCAAUUAAUCAACUAAUAAAUUUUAUUCUCAACAAUAUUAGACAAUUACUUAUUAGUUUUAAACGUACCUCAAUGCAUCGAUUUUAUUUUUUAUUGUGUAAUCAAUUUAAAAUUACUUUAUAACAUGGGUAUUUUUAAGAUUUUUGUUCAUUGUACGUGAACGCAUUUUCUCAAAUCAAUAUAAUUGAAAACUCGACUGGUUUGUAAAUGAUAUCUAUUAUGUCUCAGGUUUAAAAAAAAACUAUAUGUUUAAAGUAUAUAUUUUUUAUUUAAGGACAAUUAUGUUGACACAAUUGCUUAGUACAUAUUUAGGUACAGAAAAGUAUUUUUCAACUUGUGAUCUUCCACACAUUUUUAAAUACAGUAUGAAUUGUUUUAAAAACUGACAGCUUGUCUUGAUGAAUUUAUUGUUUGACAAAAUACUGCGUGAUUAUUAUAUUUUCGAUUCAACUGGUUUAUUAACUUCUAUCUUGAAAUUUGCAAUUCAAUUAUCAUUUUCAUUGUUGUUAUCUAUUCAUCAAUGUAGAAUUCUUUCUGUCGGAUCCGUUUAAUUGUUAUUACCAUCGGUUAUCACUAUUAUUUUGGUUAUUACCAUUCAAUAUAAUUGGAAUAAGAGUGGCUGAGUAUGUUGUAUUUUUUUUAGUGUGUAUAUGUUAUAGCAUAAUGUAAUGAUCAUUUUGUGAGAACCAUGUGCAUCAAUAAAAUAUGUAGUGAAUAGCUGAUCGAGAUUUACAUUUUAUGUGAUAUCAUAUAGGAAUAAUAAGCUCGAUUAUAAGACGCAUGUAAGAAAAUAACAAUAUGUAUAUUUUUCAAGGAUUAAAGUAGAUAUUAUUUGAACAAAAAA